Messenger RNA from Polyodon spathula (Mississippi paddlefish), 3689 nucleotides. Its product is annotated as P protein-like. The coding region runs from base 841 to 3336 and encodes 831 amino acids. The record is from RefSeq and is a predicted model, not a curated record. Gene Ontology annotation, cellular component: melanosome membrane. The transcript is spliced from 24 exons. Lineage: Eukaryota; Metazoa; Chordata; Actinopteri; Acipenseriformes; Polyodontidae. Gene Ontology annotation, biological process: transmembrane transport; melanin biosynthetic process; melanocyte differentiation.
UGCUGCAACAGAGAGCUAGCCUUCACAGCAGCUUCUGCAAAUCUGGCAAACCACUGUUAAAUAGGACUUUCUGCUUUGUGCUUGUUUGGAUGGCAGAGUAAAGGCAUUUCCCUUGCUUUGUGUGUGCACACUCCCUCAGGACUAACAGCAGUGUAAUUUAUAUAGCAGUCUAAUCAAACACUGGCUGGUAAUUAGACAUCACAUGGCAGGGAACCUAGGCAGCCCAGCUGUAUCCAUGUAAGUAAAAUGAAUGGGAGGGUCACUGACUGUAAACUGAUCCUGCUUCUGCACAAACCCAGCCAACCAUUACUGGACCUCUGCUUGAUUCAGGGAGAACAACCCAGCCGAGCAUUACUGGACCCCUGCUUCAUUCAGGGAGAACAACCCAGCCGAGCAUUACUGGACCUCUGCUUGAUUCAAGGAAAACAACCCAGCCGAGCAUUACUGGACCCCUGCUUCAUUCAGGGAGAACAACCCAGCCGAGCAUUACUGGACCCCUGCUUCAUUCAGGGAGAACAACCCAGCCGAGCAUUACUGGACCCCUGCUUCAUUCAGGGAGAACAACCCAGCCGAGCAUUACUGGACCUCUGCUUGAUUCAAGGAAAACCUGAGGAUCUUUUCUGUCCAUUUCACAACUGCCUUUCUCCCUUUCUAGACAAAUAACAGCAAAAAAAAAAAAAAAAACCUGAAACUUGUGUUACUUACACACAACUGUUUUUUAUGGGAUUUUUUUGUAAGAAAAGUUUUGUGAUUUUCUUCAUCAUCAUCAUCUCUGUCAUUUCAAGGUUAUAAAGCUUGACGAGAGCAGCUCUGUACUUGGAAAACAACAAAAAGCUGGAAAUGGAGCUAACACAGAAGGCAGCUCCGACUCCACCAAGUCUGAAUGGGCACAUGAGAGCAGAGGCCGUAGCCAGCAACUAUGGGCAGCUGGGGCUGCUGGAGGGGCUCUCUGGGGUGAGGGAGCUCCAGAGAGAGAGCCUGCAGCUCUACCAGAAUGGAGCAGCUGGGCGGAGUCACUGCACUGUUGAAGAGGAGGUUCAGAGCUACAACUCCAACAUGAUCCAAUUCAUCAAGGGUGGAGCAAAUGGAAACACGUUCACAGAGAAAUCGCCAUUACUCAAGCUUUCUUCUCAAGAUAAUGGUGUUCAGUACAUGGCGCUUCAUGUCCCAGACUAUACUGAUGGUGAGGAAUCAUGGGAAAGCAGUUCCGCUGAGCUUGAGAAAAGAUGUCGCCUGGGAAGUGAGGUGACCAGUCUCUCCAGAUCUACCGCCUCUGAGAGAUGUGAUCUGCUGGACUCCCUCCAUUGGAACUUCACUCUUUCCAGCAGCUUAAGAUACUGCUUAAGAGUUCUGAAGAUCUCUACGAUUUUCAUCAUUGUAAUGAUCUGCACGUUUUUUUUUAGCACGAAUCCUGACCAUGAAAACCCUUGGCAAAUGCUGUCCGUUUCAUCUGUGGAAAGCUUCGCUGUGAAUCUUACAGAUUUUGGAGAUCACACUCUUUUAAAACUACAAGUCCGAGGACCGUUUGUGGACAGCGUGGCUGACAGGGAGACAGAAGAAUACAUAGUCAUCCAAGCUGAACAGCUGGAAGACGCUGGUGUGAGGAGAAGACGUCCACAGCAGGUAACGUACAACUGGACCAUUCCAUUACAUCCCCAAAGAAUGGAGCAAGUAACCAAGAUGAGAACCUUUGAGAUGCUGAACAGUGUUCCUGUCUCUAUAGGCAUCCAGGCUUUCCUGAAAGACAGUCAAGUUGUUCCUCUCAGUUUGACUCAUCAGUCCAUCUAUGCCAACGUGGAGACUCAAGUUGUAAUUGCAGCCGUCAUCCUGGCAGGAGUCUACGUUCUGAUUAUAUUUGAGAUUGUUCACAGGACUCUUGCAGCAAUGCUGGGCUCUCUGGCUGCGUUGUCUGCAUUGGCUGUGAUUGGUGAUAGGCCAAGUCUGGUUACAGUGGUGGAGUGGAUUGAUUAUGGAACCCUUGCGCUAUUGUUUGGCAUGAUGAUUUUGGUGGCAAUAUUUUCAGAAACUGGAUUUUUUGAUUACUGUGCUGUCAAGGCUUACCAGCUCUCCAGGGGAAGGGUGUGGCCCAUGAUUAUCAUUCUCUGUCUCACUGCUGCCAUUCUGUCAGCUUUUCUGGACAACGUUACCACGAUGCUUCUCUUCACCCCAGUCACUAUAAGGUUGUGCGAGGUGCUUAAUCUAGACCCGAGGCAUGUCCUGAUUGCAGAAGUGAUUUUCACAAACAUUGGAGGAGCUGCCACAGCUGUCGGGGAUCCACCCAACGUGAUCAUCGUCUCAAACCAAGACCUGCGGAAGAAAGGGAUCGAUUUUGCAGCGUUCACGGGGCACAUGUUCCUGGGAGUAGCUCUCGUUCUAGUGACGUCCUUUCCAUUCCUGAGGCUGCUUUAUUGGAACAAAAAACUGUACAACAAGGAACCUAGUGAGAUUGUUGAACUAAAGCAUGAAAUCCAUGUGUGGAGACUCACGGCUCAGCGCAUUAACCCUGCCAGUCGUGAAGAGACUGCUGUGAAGUGUCUUUUGAUGCACAAAGUGCUGACUCUGGAGAGCCUGCUGAGGAAGAAGCUGCAAACAUUUCAAAGGCAAAUUUCACAAGAAGAUAAAAACUGGGAAACUAAUAUUCAAGAACUGCAAAAAAAGCACAGAAUAACAGACAUAAUCCUCCUGGUCAAGUGCAUCAGUGUUCUGGGAGUUGUAAUCCUGAUGUUCUUUCUCAAUUCCUUUGUUCCAGGCAUUUAUCUUGAUCUUGGAUGGAUUGCUAUGUUUGGGGCUCUGUGGUUGCUGGUUCUAGCUGACAUUCAGGACUUUGAGAUAAUCCUACACAGAGUGGAAUGGGCAACCCUCCUGUUCUUCGCUGCACUGUUUGUGCUGAUGGAGGCAUUGGCCCAGCUGCAGCUGAUUGACUACAUUGGAGAGCAGACCGCUGUAUUGAUAAAGGCUGUGCCUGAAGACCAGCGGCUGGCAAUUGCUAUCAUCUUGGUGGUCUGGGUUUCUGCUCUGGCAUCGUCCCUCAUUGACAACAUCCCAUUCACGGCCACAAUGAUCCCUGUGCUCAUUAAUCUAAGUCAGGAUGCUGAUGUGAACUUACCGCUGAAUCCUCUUAUUUAUGCACUUGCAAUGGGAGCUUGUCUUGGAGGGAAUGGGACACUGAUCGGAGCUUCUGCCAAUGUCGUCUGUGCUGGGAUUGCAGAACAGCAUGGCUACGGCUUCUCCUUCAUGGAAUUCUUCAGGCUGGGGUUUCCAAUGAUGCUUGUGUCCACCUCUAUCGGUAUGUGCUAUCUGCUGGUCAUUCACGUUGCACUCGGAUGGAACUCCUAACUCGCCCACAUGCUUGGACCAAAGAGCUCUGCUUCUGUUUUCAUUGUAUCCAUGAAUAGAGAGAGCUUGAUCAAUCUGUGGGAAAAAGAGUUUUCAGCUCAGUUUAAAAUGACGGGCAACCCGAUUCUUGAUCGACCAAGAGAUGCUGAGUAACACCACAAGGGAAUACUCUUUGUUCUAAGAGCACAUUUCAUCUGUAUUUUAUUUGUAAACUUGCCUUGCAGCAUUGAAUUCUGUACGAUGCUUGGGAGAUGUUUCACUGUUACAGUUCAUAUUUAACCCUGCAAAACCUGUUUAUGAUAAAAUGCUAGCAUAUAUGAUGUGGUUGUAUGGUUACUGAAGAGCUGACAAUA